AUCAUGCCAAUGAAUUAUCUGAGUCUCGUGAAAGAUUUAAGCAAAUAUUGAACCGAAUAGAGAGUGAAGAAAUUUCACCCGAUGAAAUUUCUUCCGACGAAAUUUCUCUUGAUAAAAUUUGCGAUAAAAUUUAUUCCGCUAAAACUUACAUUA
Messenger RNA from Racocetra fulgida, 153 nucleotides. NCBI's taxonomy places the organism in Eukaryota, Fungi, Glomeromycota, Glomeromycetes, Diversisporales, Gigasporaceae. The record is from the annotation of a GenBank genome assembly.